ACAAUGAGCAAACGACACAUAUAGAUGUUCAAAAAUCUAAUUUAACUAUGUUGAUUGUUUGUUUCCAAAGAACAUGGCAGGCCUCCAUUUCUAUGUGCCCAAUCAAGUACUGAAAUUAGUUCCUGUUCCCAAUUAUCACAAUACUAAACCCGUAACCAAUCACUCCUUACCCUCUUUUUCAUCCAGCAAAACGACCACAAAGCUCACUUCUAGGGUUUAUUAUCGCAAUCGAGGAGGAUUCGUAAGAGCUUCUUCAGAAACAAUGGCCACUGAGAAAUUAGGAAUUAAGAUCGUCAAGAACCCGCCGGAAUCAAAGCUCGCUGAUCUCGGUGUUAGGUCUUGGCCCAAGUGGGGAUGCCCUCCGAGCAAAUUUCCAUGGACGUACUCGUCGAAAGAGACAUGCUACCUUCUGAAAGGGAAGGUGAAGGUUUACCCCGAAGGCUCCGAUGAGGCCGUGGAGAUCGGCGCCGGUGACUUGGUCGAGUUCCCCAAGGGUAUGAACUGCACUUGGGAUGUUUCAGAAACCGUGGACAAACAUUACCAGUUUGAGUAACAUCUCGGAUUCAUUCAAGUCAUUCUACUCGUUAUGUUAUUUAUGAAUUUUUGUUUUGUUUUAUGGAUUAAAUUUUGUAAAAAAAAAAAACAAAACAAAACAGCUAAUCAGCCUACUCUUAUUACUACAGGCGUUGCCAAAAUCAUCCAAAGGACAUUAUGAUUUUCUUUGUUGA
This is a messenger RNA of Lactuca sativa (garden lettuce), 728 nucleotides long. RefSeq lists its product as uncharacterized. NCBI's taxonomy places the organism in Eukaryota, Viridiplantae, Streptophyta, Magnoliopsida, Asterales, Asteraceae. The record is from RefSeq and is a predicted model, not a curated record.